AUGGACCUAAUAGCAGAGGCCGAAGACCGUGCCAAAAAAAAUAUGGAGACACUAUUAGAUAACAAUAUUCCUCCUUAUGCCAUUCUCUCACAUACAUGGGGGAGUGACGAACAGGAAGUCAAUUUCGAAGAUAUAAACUCAGGUAAUGGCAAAGAAAAAACCGGUUAUGAGAAACUCCAGUUUUGCGGAAAACAGGCUGCCUAUGACAACAUCGAUUAUUUCUGGGUGGAUACUUGUUGCAUUAAAAAGACGAGCGACUCUGAGUUGACCGAAUCUCUGAACUCUAUGUUCCGCUGGUAUGGGAAGGCUAGAAAAUGCUAUGUCUAUUUAUCAGAUGUAGAGGUCGUUCAAAAUGGUGUAGAGCAACCACAAAGCGUGUGGGAAGGGCGUUUUCGGGCCAGCCGAUGGUUUACAAGAGGAUGGACGCUCCAAGAACUCCUGGCUCCAAUAUCAAUCGAGUUCUUUUCACGGGAUUGUUGUAGGAUUGGUGAUAGGGAAUCUCUGAAGUUGAUUAUAUAUGAGAUCACGGGAAUUGCUAUUGAAGCGCUCCAAGGAGUUCCUUUAUCGAAGUUUAGUGUUGAUGAUAGAAUGAAAUGGGCGGAAAACCGAAUUUCGACGAGAGAAGAAGACGCAGCAUAUAGCUUGCUUGGUAUCUUUGAAGUAUCUAUGUCAGUUAUCUAUGGCGAGGGAAGGGAUAAUGCAUUCAGGAGGCUCAACGGUGUGAUCGAGCCCUCUCUAGAUAAGCGCUGCCUAAUUGAUCUGUUCAUCACCGACCCACGAAAGGACAAACAACGCAUCGAGGAACUUAAAGGAGGACUGCUCUUUAAGGUAUACGAAUGGGUCUUCCAAAACACGGAAUACCAACAAUGGUACAACGACCAAAGCAACCGCUUGCUAUGGGUGAGAGGAGAUCCUGGGAAGGGUAAGACUAUGUUGUUAUGUGGUAUCAUAGACGAAAUACGGACAUCAAAUAAUUACGCCUUAGCCUAUUUCUUCUGCCAAAGUAACGUCGAUACCAUUAAUAGUGCUAUCUCCGUCCUACGUGGCCUUAUUUAUAUGCUCUUAGAUGAACAGCCUUCCCUCAUUCGGCAUUUACAAAAGGAAUAUGAGGUGCCAGGGAAGCAGUUAUUUGAAGGUAUCAAUGCAUGGGUGGCGCUCUCUAAUAUUCUGAAGAACAUCUUGCAUGACAAGAGUUUGAAGCCAAUAAUUUUGAUUAUUGAUGCACUUGACGAAUGCGAAAAGGAUAUGGUCAAAUUACUUCGUCUGAUUGUUUCGAGCCUAGCUGAGUUUCCUCGCAUCAAGUGGCUUGUCUCUAGUCGUAACUCGCUUGGAAUUGAAGAGGUACUAGGGCCGGUUGAGGAGAGAACAUCGCUCAGUCUCGAGUUAAAUAGCCACACAAUAUCUAUUGCUGUCGACUGGUAUGUAAGAGAUAGAGUGGAAAAGCUCGCGAGGACAAAGAAAAAUAUUAAAAGAAAUAGAAAGACGGUUGAAUCGUAUCUCCUAGAGAAUGCGAACGGGACCUUCCUUUGGGUGGCUUUGGUCUGCCAAAAUCUUGAAGAACUUCGAUUCUUCACGACUUCAAUGUUACAAGAUUAUUACCCUCGAGAGUUGGAUCCCUUAUACGAACGCAUGCUACAGCAAAUUCUAAAUAUAAAAGAGCAUGGAGUAACUGAGCUCUGCCUUCAGCUUAUGGCUAUUGUAGUAGUAGCCUUUCGACCUAUUACGCUCUGCGAGUUGCCACGUCUGAUCGGAUCGGAGAUUGAUUUGGAAGAAAUCAUUCAACUUUGUGGCUCCUUUCUGGUCGUUCGUAAUCAGAGUAUCUUCUUCGUUCAUAAGUCGGCAAAGGAUUUCCUAUCAGAAAAUGCUGCUGAGACAAUAUUUCCAAAUGGGAUCGGCAAGGUUGAGAAAGCUCCUGAACUUUCCGCUUAUAUUCAUGAUGCCAAGCGCUUCGUCCUUUAUAACCGAGUAGGAAUUGAACAAGCUCCUCUUCAAAUCUAUUGCUCAGCCCUUUCCUUUGCUCCAGAGAAUAGUAUUAUUCGAAAAACAUUUCAAAAAUGUAUCCCGAGUUGGAUUUAUAAAAUAUCAAGAGUACGAUCAAAUUGGAGUGCCGCCCUCCAAACGCUCGAGGGUCAUUCGAAUUGGGUUAGGUCAGUUGCCUUCUCACCAGAUGGCACAAAGGUAGCUUCAGGCUCAGACGAUCGGACGAUCCGGCUCUGGGACGCGGCCACGGGCGAAUCGCUUCAAACGCUCGAGGGUCAUUCGAAUUGGGUUAGGUCAGUUGCCUUCUCACCAGAUGGCACAAAGGUAGCUUCAGGCUCAGACGAUCGGACGAUCCGGCUCUGGGACACGGCCACGGGCGAAUCGCUUCAAACGCUCGAGGGUCAUUCGGAUGGAGUUACAUCAGUUGCCUUCUCACCAGAUGGCACAAAGGUAGCUUCAGGCUCUUAUGAUCAGACGAUCCGGCUCUGGGACGCGGCCACGGGCGAAUCGCUUCAAACGCUCGAGGGUCAUUCGAAUUGGGUUAGCUCAGUUGCCUUCUCACCAGAUGGCACAAAGGUAGCUUCAGGCUCAGACGAUCGGACGAUCCGGCUCUGGGACGCGGCCACGGGCGAAUCGCUUCAAACGCUCGAGGGUCAUUUGGAUGCGGUUAGCUCAGUUGCCUUCUCACCAGAUGGCACAAAGGUAGCUUCAGGCUCAGACGAUCGGACGAUCCGGCUCUGGGACACGGCCACGGGCGAAUCGCUUCAAACGCUCGAGGGUCAUUCGGAUGGAGUUACAUCAGUUGCCUUCUCACCAGAUGGCACAAAGGUAGCUUCAGGCUCUUAUGAUCAGACGAUCCGGUUCUGGGACGCGGUCACGGGCGAAUCGCUUCAAACGCUCGAGGGUCAUUCGCAUUGGGUUAGCUCAGUUGCCUUCUCACCAGAUGGCACAAAGGUAGCUUCAGGCUCAGACGAUCGGACGAUCCGGCUCUGGGACACGGCCACGGGCGAAUCGCUUCAAACGCUCGAGGGUCAUUUGGAUGCGGUUUACUCAGUUGCCUUCUCACCAGAUGGUACAAAGGUAGCUUCAGGCUCAGGCGAUUGGACGAUCCGGCUCUGGGACGCGGCCACGGGCAAAUCGCUUCAAACGCUCGAAGGUCAUUCGAAUGCGGUUUACUCAGUUGCCUUCUCACCAGAUGGUACAAAGGUAGCUUCAGGCUCUUAUGAUCGGACGAUCCGGCUCUGGGACACGGUCACGGGCGAAUCGCUUCAAACGCUCGAGGGUCAUUUGGAUGCGGUUUACUCAGUUGCCUUCUCACCAGAUGGUACAAAGGUAGCUUCAGGCUCAGGCGAUUGGACGAUCCGGCUCUGGGACGCGGCCACGGGCAAAUCGCUUCAAACGCUCGAGGGUCAUUCGCAUUGGGUUAGAUGA
Messenger RNA from Sclerotinia sclerotiorum 1980 UF-70, 3411 nucleotides. RefSeq lists its product as hypothetical. The transcript has 5 exons. Lineage: Eukaryota; Fungi; Ascomycota; Leotiomycetes; Helotiales; Sclerotiniaceae. The coding region runs from base 1 to 3411 and encodes 1136 amino acids. The record is from RefSeq and is a predicted model, not a curated record. Gene Ontology annotation, molecular function: protein binding.